Molecule: messenger RNA, 3004 nt
Organism: Neocloeon triangulifer
Lineage: Eukaryota; Metazoa; Arthropoda; Insecta; Ephemeroptera; Baetidae
Product: zinc finger matrin-type protein CG9776-like
Exons: 11
Coding region: 157-2886 (909 amino acids)
Biological process (GO): negative regulation of DNA-templated transcription; positive regulation of DNA-templated transcription
Cellular component (GO): nucleoplasm
Molecular function (GO): zinc ion binding; nucleic acid binding
Source: RefSeq, a predicted model, not a curated record
UAAAGACGUAAACAUAAUAGAAUUUUAAAUUGUGAAGUAAGUUGAUUACUAUUUUGUCCCCAAACUUAGUUAAAGCAGAAAUUCUUGAGAAUUUUCUCCACAAUAUAAUAAUAUCAAUCUAAACUGGUGCCGGCAUUUUGCAGUUUGCUGUCCAACAUGGCAUUUUAUGCCCAAAAGGACCCUCGAAUGAGACGCUUUGACCAAGCAGCGGCAACCGAAUCCAAAAAGGAGGAAGAAAAACCCAAAGCGAUUCUCGAAGAUUAUCUGCUGGACGACGAAGCUCCGCCAAAACCCAAAGGCCCCAAAACACCGCCACACCCUGCACCCGCAGCAGCACCAGUGGUUGCAGGUGCAUGGCCAGGAGCAGGAGCACCUGCAAACACUGACUUAUCAAAGGUCCCACCACCCCAGGGUGCUCCAAUUCCAGGCGCAGCUGGAUAUCCAGGGUAUCCUCCUAACUAUGCCCAGCCAGGGCAGCCGUACCCUUACAACAAUUACUACAAUCAGUAUGACUACUCGCAGCAACAGCAGCAAUACCCUGGCUACAACUACUACCAAGGCUAUCCUCCGCCUGGCUGGGGAGCUCCGCCUCCAGGAAUGCCACCUACAGCCGUUCCUCCGCCAGCUAUGCCUGAUCUGACAAAGCCCCCUCCUAUUGUUGCACCUGUGGGAAGUAAAACAGUGAGCCAACGGGGGCUGAGUCCUGCCAGAGACGAGAGAGACAAAGGUAGGGUGAGAGACGACAGGGACAAAGGAAGGGAGAGAGACGACCGGGAUAAGGGAAGGGAAAGAGACGACCGAGAAAAAGGGCGAGAGCGAGAAAGGAUAAGAGAAAGGUCAAGGGAGAGAGUUCGAGAUACUCGAGACCGAUCCAGGGAGCGCCAGCGAGAGCGAGAAAGUGACCGAUAUAGAGGUCGGGAAAGAGAACGUUCUCGUGAACGUGAAAGGUCAAGGGACUUUUCUCGAGAAAGGGAUUCGGGAAGAGAUAGAAUUCACAAGGAGAGAGGACAUUCCAGAGGCAGGGAGAGGUCAAGAGACCACUCAGUGGACAGAUCCAGAGACAAAACUGAGGAAAGGUCAAGAGAAAGCUCAGGUGAGCGACCACUGGAGCAAGGCAAAGAAAGGAAAAGGACAGAGGAUUCUGAAUCCCCAGAGAGUGUGGAGAGACUCACUGAAAGUGUCACUAUUCAAAGAGACAAGUACGUGAAGCAAUUCGAGAUGUUCAAGAAGGAACUUUUCAUACUUAAAAAACAGCAGAAAGACUUGGCAGGUGAAAAGGACAGUGAUUACAUGCUGGAGGAAAAUAUAAAGCUGCAGGAUGAGGUAAAGAAGCAACUGAAAAGCAUAGGUGAGCUGGUUGGAAAACUUGACUUGGUUCUUGCAUCGAACAAAAAGAAAAAGAAGAAGUCAAAAGAUGAUAGGAGCCAAAGUGACAGCAAGGAGCGGAGGAAGUCUGGCAGGCCAGCAUCUAGAACAGAAUCCAGUGAUGAUGAUAAUUUACCGAAAUCAGAGAAGUUGAAAGAGAUCGAAAGAAGACCCAAGUUCAACCUUAAAUUCUUUGAUCCAGAAGAAUAUUGGUGCAGAGUCUGCAAUAUAUUCCCUGACAAUGCCAAGGAAUAUCUGCAUCAUCUACACUCUCAGGAGCACAAGCAUGCCAUGGCUGAAAUAAACUUGAUAGAAGCGGCAUGGCACGACCACAAUCCUGAAAAGCCACGGGGAGAAAUUGAAGGAGCACCUGAGAAACGAGUACCUAUCAGAGGUCUUCAGUUCCUUAUCGCAGCCACAGCCUGGUAUUGCAAACUGUGCCACAAGUGGAUGGGAGACUUGCACUGCACCUCUCUGCAUCUCAAAUCUGAUAAGCACAUAAACAAUGUUGAGGCGUACUUUGAAGAUGAUCCAGAAUGGGAGACAACUUGGCGCAAAGACCGUGAAAAGGCCCUUAAGCAGGCAAUGCAAGACGCAAAGUCAAAGAAAUUGAAACCAACUGAAGCAGAAGAUGUUUCAACUUCAUCAAAAUUCACUCCACGUUCCGAAAAUAGUCCGAAGCUGGACGAAGAAAAUGCAAAAAGCGUGAGAGUUGCAAUGCGUAACCACGGAAAAGGAGGUUUACCUCCUAUGGGACCUGCCAUUGCGCCAAAUCAUCCUCUUAGCCACCCAAUUAGCAAGCCAAGUUCAUUCUGGGAGACUGUCAAUCCAGGCAGGAAAGACGUUGAAAAAAAGGAGGUAGAAAAAUCUCGCGGAAAGGAAGUAGUUGAAGACGACAAGAGGAAAAAGAGGAGGAGCCGAAGUGCGUCACAAGAAUCUACAGAAGACCGACGCCGAUUCAGCAGAGGUCAUCGUAGCCGCAGUCGGUCAGGAGAACGUCGCAAGGAUAGACGCAGCCGUAGUAGAGACCGCAGAAGAAAACGCUCUCGGAGUGGUUCAACACCCCCACGACGAGAGCUUAAAAAGUGGGUUGACAUACCUUCGUCUCCUCCUCCGUACAUAGUGAGAAAAACUGAGGAAAAGGACAAAUUUGACAAGCUUAAGAAGAAGCCGGCUCCUGUUGUAGCCAAAGAGCUGCCCAAAAGCAAGUUUGGUUUCAUCGGUAAAAUGCCAGUGCUCAAGGCCAAGAAAAAGGCGGAAAGUGAGGCGCAGUCCUCAUUAGUGAGUGGUGACCCUUAUGAGUACUAUGCUUACAAUGCCUACAUGGCUUCAAACCAGACGGAAGAAGCCAUUGAUGAGAGUAGCUGCGUAGACAUGGAGGUCGAUAAUGGAGAUGAGAGUGUCACAAAUGGAGCUGGCGAAGCUACCCCUAAAGUUGCAUCUGGCAAAAAUUCAGAAGAACUGGAUGAAAUGGCCCUGCUCGGCAUUGAUCCUGAGGACAUCAUGGCUCAGGUUUUGUAAUCAUUGUCCAUUCUUUGACUAUUUCAUUUCAUUUUUGGACUCUGCUUGUGCGUUGAGGUGCAUGUGAAAUUCUUGAUUUGGAAGCAUUUUUAUUAAAUAAAUUUAGCACACAACAUCA